Chenopodium quinoa (quinoa) is the source of this 1401-nucleotide messenger RNA. RefSeq names its product F-box/LRR-repeat protein 13-like. The coding region runs from base 1 to 1401 and encodes 466 amino acids. NCBI's taxonomy places the organism in Eukaryota, Viridiplantae, Streptophyta, Magnoliopsida, Caryophyllales, Amaranthaceae. The record is from RefSeq and is a predicted model, not a curated record. Gene Ontology annotation, molecular function: protein binding. The transcript has 3 exons.
AUGAGUGACAUCAGUUAUCCCGUAAGAGAAAUAGAUUACAUUAGUAGUUUACAUGAUACAAUACUGUGUCAUAUACUCUCUUUUCUACCAACAAAGUCUGCUGUAAAGACCUGUGUAUUAUCAAAAAGAUGGAAGAAAGUGUGGAAUCAAGUACCCGUACUUGAUUUCACGGAAAUACCAGAUGAUUAUCAUCCAUUGUGCAACGGUGCAAAAAUUUCGUACAAUAAAUUUGUGAACAAGGUAUUAGCUGAGAACAAUGUGUUCUAUUUGAAGCGUUUUUGUUAUGAAUUUUCCUGUGAUGAUGACUGUGAUUACUACGAAUCUUGGUUAAAUGCUGCAAAACAACAUGAAUGUUAUGAAAUUGAUUUGAAUUUCAUAUUAGGCGGAAGUCGAAGUUACAAAUUUAUGGAAAUGAUGUAUGGAAAGGAAGUGAAGAUAUUGAAACUAACGGGUGUGAAAAUGAAUGAUACACCAGAGUCUUUUCAUCUACCAUCCCUUGAAAUUGUUCACUUUUUUAAAGUCGAAUUUAACGGUGACGAAUAUAUGAAAAGGUUUACAUCAAAUUGUGCAGCACUCAAAACAAUUAUUAUCAAGGAGUGCACCGGUUUCGCCGAUAUGCUGUUUGUAGAGUCCCUGACACUUAAAUCAUUAGAAAUUUGUGAUAUCGUGAGCCAGGCUUGGGGCAGAUCUCUGAUUAUUACCAUUAAAGCACCGAUUCUUGAGUACCUUAAGAUAAAUGAUGAAAUAACAUAUUAUAUGGUUGAUAGUUUACCUUUGCUUACCGAGGCAGAUCUACAUCUUAGGGAAAUUUUUCUAGUUAUGGUCAGUGAAUAUGGAGGUGAUUAUGAUAUUUAUCAAAAUAUCAAUUCUCUUAUAUGCAAGGCUUCCAAAACCAGAUCUUUGAGACUCAAGAAUUUUGGGCUUUUUCUUAAUGGAAGACAACUACCGACUUUCGGAAACCUGACUCAUUUGGCGGUAAAAGCCGAAAGUUGCACCUACGAGUUACUAAGAAAAACUCCCAACUUGAAAUCAUUAAUACUCGAAGAGGUUGAGUGGAUUGAUACCUCUUUAAAUUGUAUAGCCGAAGAAGGUUGUCUAUCAAAUCUCAAGCAUGUAACAAUCUUCUUAGACAACGUGUGUCAAGUACAUAUUGUAACGUGCAUAUUAAAAGCUGCAACAAACUUGGAGAAAUUGACCAUUAAUUUAUGCUGUCCAAAAAUAUCCGAGAGCAGAAUACGACGAGAACUUUCGGCUAUACUAAUACCAACAUCAUCCAUGAGAUCAGAGGAGAAAACUAUUACUUUGUGUUGCCCGACGUUAUCCGAAAGACGCACUCAACAUUUUCCGGUUAUACUUACACCAUCGCCAUACUUGAGCAUUACAGUUGUUUUUACAAAGUAA